AUGUCUCUUGAAACCAUUUCCACCAUCUCCCCCGCUACCAACGAGGCUAUUCUCACCCGCACAGGUGUCUCGUCAGAGGAAUUGAGGCAGAUCCCCGAGAACGCCCAGGAUGCUUUCCGCUCAUUCUCGCAAUCCACGACCCUAGAGAAAAGGCAGAAGAUUGUGGAACGUGCCUUAGAUAUCCUGGAAAAGAAGCAAGAUGAACUCGCACGCGAGGUUACAGAGCAGAUGGGCCGACCCAUCGCUUAUACUGGCGUUGAAGUCGCGACCGCAAUCAAGCGUAGCCGCUACCUGACCCGCAUCAGCACCUCCGUGCUAGGCGAGGAAGGUAUUGUGCCCGGAGAGGAGGAGAAGGGAUUCAGACGUUAUAUUAAACGUUCGCCAGUCGGUGUGGUGUUGAUUAUCUUCCCAUGGAACUACCCUUACCUCACACUUGUCAACAGCUUGAUUCCUGCCAUUCUCGCUGGAAAUGCCGUUAUCCUCAAGCCCUCCCCACAAACCCCUACAAUCGUCGAGCAAUUUGCUUCCGCUUUUACCGAAGCUGGUCUUCCUCAAAAUGUGCUGCAAUUCUUCCACUGUGGAUCUUUCACUUUGCUUGAGACACUCGUACGCUCGCCGCUUGUGAACCACAUCUGUUUCACUGGCUCCGAAGCUGGAGGUCUGGCAGUUCAAAAGGCAGCCGCAGACCGGAUUGUAAAUGUUGGUCUGGAGCUCGGCGGCAAGGACCCCGCUUAUGUGCGGGAGGAUGUAGAUCUAGCCUGGGCUGCCGAGGAGGUCGUUGAUGGAGCUAUUUUCAACAGCGGACAGAGCUGCUGUGCGAUUGAGCGAGUAUACGUCCACGAGGAGGUGUACGACGGCUUUAUUGCUGAGGUGAAGAAGGUCCUGAGCAACUACAGAGUUGGCGAGCCCUCUGAUCCAAAGACCCAGAUUGGACCUGUUGUCUCCAAGCAGGCAAAGCAAGCUAUUCUAGCCCAGAUCGAGGCGGCUGUUAAAAGCGGCGCGAAGAAUGAGACCCCUGCCAACGAGACCUUCGAAAAUUUCCCCCCGAACGGAAACUACGUUAGGCCCACUCUCCUCACUGAAGUUACCCAUGAAAUGGCUAUUAUGAAGGAUGAAACUUUCGGACCUGUCAUUCCUGUCAUGAAGGUCUCGGGUGAUGACGAGGCCAUUCGUCUUAUUAAUGACAGCGACUUUGGCCUCACCGCCAGCAUUUGGAGUAAGGACGUUGCGGCAGCCGAGAAGCUGGUUGACCGUGUGGAGGCUGGCACCGUGUUUGUUAACCGAUCCGACUACCCCAGUCCCGAUCUUGCUUGGACUGGUUGGAAGAACUCUGGUCGUGGAGUUACCCUCAGCCGAUUUGGAUUUGAGCAGUUUGUCAAGCUAAAGAGCCACCACAUCAAGGAUUACCCUAAAUAA
Penicillium soppii is the source of this 1416-nucleotide messenger RNA. Its product is annotated as aldehyde dehydrogenase family protein. The transcript is spliced from 3 exons. The coding region runs from base 1 to 1416 and encodes 471 amino acids. NCBI's taxonomy places the organism in Eukaryota, Fungi, Ascomycota, Eurotiomycetes, Eurotiales, Aspergillaceae. The record is from RefSeq and is a predicted model, not a curated record. Gene Ontology annotation, molecular function: aldehyde dehydrogenase (NAD+) activity.